AUGGAUCCCUCACGGGACGACUUGUCCAGCCCGCCGACCUCGGUCCCCACGGUCCCCGAGAUCACUCAGGUCCAAGAGUCCAACAAUACACCCCUGACUCCUCCAGAGACCUCAUUAUCCCCCAUUCCAUCCUCAGAGAGUCCCAUUCCCUCCGUCGAGCAGCCAGAUAUGCCCUCUGAGUCACAACCUCAAGCGCCCACUCCACCCCCCACCGAACCCGUCGUACCAGCCGAGGAGGUGGAGCAUGCCUAUUGGGCCGAGUUCGAGGAAGACACCUCGAUCCCCAAUGCGGAGGAAAUGAAGGAUAUCAACAGUUCGGAUCAAGACUAUAGUGCCUGUGACCAUACAUACUGGGAAAGCAACUUCUUCCGGGAUUUGGAUGACCCCGAAUACGUGCCCAUGGAAAAGGCGCGGCUGACAUGGAAGUUCAAGGGUGUCCGAGGUACACCCGAUGCUCCCAAUCGGGCCAAGGUCAUGCGGUCUCCAGCAGCCUUCGUGGGUGGUUACUGGUGGCGAAUCAAGUUCUACCCUCGUGGAAACAAUGUUGGUUCAUUGAGUAUCUAUGUGGAAUGCUCGCGAACCAUGCCCGCCUCCGACGAGACGCUUCCCGAGACCGAGUUUACCGUUCGUCGAGGUCCAUCGGAUGCGAAACUCGACGAGGCCGCGCCCGACUUGGAUGUGAAGACUCCAGCGACCGAGAAUACGACAGCCUGGCUAGAAGACUACAGGGCAAAGUAUGCGAAUGUGCCUGCUUCCAACACGUCUGAGGAAGGUGAGGAAACGUCAUCCAGCCCCUGGCGUGUGGCUGCACAGAUCGGUGUAAUCGUAUACAACCCCGAGGAGCCUCGGACGGGAUGGAUGCAAUCCUCCUGCCAUCAGUUCAACUCCCACAACCUGGACUGGGGUUGGACCUACUUCCACGGGCCGUGGGAUCAGAUUCACACCCGUCGGCGUGGCCAGCAUCGGGCUUUGUUGAACAACGACAUGCUUGCUUUCGAUGCGUAUAUCCGCGUGAUCGACGACCCAACACGGUCCCUAUGGUGGCACCCCAGUGACUCCGAGCCCACGUGGGAUAGUCUAGCCCUGACUGGCUACCGUCCUCUGGGCGAUUCGGUCAUCAACCACAGCGCCGAGGUGGCCGGCCUGGCUUCGUGGCUGCACAUACCUCCGUUCUGCAAGAUCAUUCAGAGUGUCGACGUGCUCGAACAUCUCACAAACUGUGAUGUCAAGCCCAAGCCUCUGUGCGAUGCUUUGCAGAAGCUGUUGUGGCAGCUGCGGCGUCGGACGCAGUCUCCCCAGUAUGUGGACACCGACGCCAUCACCUCGACUCUGCGCAAUCUGCGUGAGUUCUCGAGCGAUGUCUCUGAGUUUUGGGAACGCCUACGCCGCACCCUGGAGCUCGAGCUUGCUGGUACCGAGGCGGGUCAAGAAUUUGCCAAGCUGUUUGACAGCCCAGCACCAGUUUCAGUUCCGGGGAUGGACGAGACCCCUGUAGUGAAUACCCUGCCGGCACAGUACAACUCCCGCAUCUGUGUUCGAGCCGACUCAGCACAGUCCACGGGCCAAGCUGUCAGAGAAUACCUCCAGGCCAAGUCUGGUCGGUGGUCUCUCCCUCCUGUGCUUCACAUUGAACUUGGCCGCCAUACUCUGGACAAGUCGAUGCGUUGGCAGUUGGCGUUCAACAAGGUCGAACUGGACGAGGAGUUGGAUCUGACGCCUUUCGUGGUCGAUGGCCAAGGCACCAAGUACGUUCUCUACGGCUAUGUGGUUCACCGUGGUCGCCGGACGUCCGGCAAGUUCUUCAGCAUUCUUCGUCCAGCUGGUCCUGGAACCAAGUGGCUUGCAUUCGACGAUGGUAGCGACAACCGUGUGGAGUGCCUGACUCAGAAGACCGCGAUGGGCCCUCAUCUCGGACUCAAGCCAUCCGAGUCUGUGGACCAUAAGAAGGGCCAUGAUGUCCCGGUCAAUGUCAUGUAUAUCCGCAGCGACAUGGUUUCGGAGUUCCUCCCCGGUCCGCAGGGGCCUUGGGAUGUCCCCGAGCCAGUCAAGCAGUACUACGAGACCGGGAUUUACCAAACAGCGGGCGACGCCGCGAAGACUGACGUUCAGGUUGAGGUUUAUUCGAUGUCCGAGUAUGAAACCUUGAACAGCCUGUUCGACAGCUAUGACCUAAUGAUGCACGCCAAAGCAUCUGACAACGUCAUGUAUAUGACUCUGCCUCGUUCGUCUCGUCUGGCCGAACUACGGAAGAAGAUUUCCAUGUGGAAGUCUGCUGGUGGAGAGACAGUUGGCCCGGAGCGUGUCCGUCUUUGGCAUAUUGGAGCCCAAUGCGGCUCCACGCUGGCAUUCGAUCUGAUCACCGAUCUCAACGUUCCGCUGGAUUCGUCGGGUGGUACCAUGCGGUUCUGGAUGGAGACCAUCUCAGAGGAUGAUGCCAAGUUCUUCGCCAUCCCUGACCCCCAAUCUGCGACGGCCACUGAGGACAAGGUGGAAGAGUCGAUUAUUGAGCGGUCAGGUUUAGACACCCCGGAGCUGCUACCCUCCCCCGCUGAUGGAGAUGCUGUCGCCAGCUCUUCCGGAUAUAUUGGUCCCAUUGUCUCCAUGGCUGGCAUCGAACUGUCCAGUGCCAGCAACGAAAGCAGCUCUGAGUUGCCAGUUGCCACUGCGGCUCCGGAGACCGAUGUCGUUACUGCAGUCAAUGCUGCUCCCGUAGCCGAGACCAGCUCGGCAGAUCAGCGAACGUCAAUCCCUUCAGACUUGUCUGGAUCCAGCUCACAGGGUUCAGUCGAGGCCCCUGUGGAGCCAGCAGUUGCUCUCCCCGUUGGCCACGUCUACUAUUUCAUUCAAGUCUUUGACGCAGACAACCAGGUCCUUCGUACGGUGGGCUCCUUCUUCUCGAAGUUGGAGGCCAAUGUCAAGGCCUCGAUUCGAAAGCAUAUGAAGUGGACUGUCCGUCGAGAUUUCCUCAUGUGGAAGCGAGUGGACGGCACCACCGUUAGCACUGUGUCCCCCGCGGAGAGCUUUAUGGAUGUUGUGGUCCCGCACGGAUCCUGUAUCAUCGUGGGAGACAAGCUCAGCAAGGACAAGCGCGCCCAGCUUGGCCUUGCUGGUCUGUUCUCCAGCCCUGAUCGCCUCAUCCAAUACUUGUGGGCUGAGUCCCGGCGGCAUCCUAUCCAAGGAUUCACCGGUACCCAGACCGUUGAAGCCACUUUCACUAGUGAUUACUACAGUGGUGAUUUCCUCAAGGGGUACUAUCACGGACGAGGCAAGCACUUCUCCGGCACUGGCACCGUCUACGAAGGAGACUUUAUCUUCGGCCGCCGCCACGGCCAAGGCAAGAUGGAAUAUCCUACCGGGGACAGCUACGAUGGUGACUGGAUCGAGGACGUCCGCCACGGCCAGGGUACUUACAUCGAAAAGAAGACGGGCAACAAGUACGUUGGCGGCUACAAGGAUGGCAAGCGCCACGGCAAGGGCAUCAGCUACUGGGAAGUAGCCGAUGAGGAGGCGGACCUUUGCCAGAUCUGCUAUUCAGAGGAGCAGAACGCUGUUUUCUGCGACUGCGGACACGUUUGCUCCUGCGUGACUUGUGCCAAGCAGGUGGAUCUUUGCCCGAUCUGCCGUAAGAGCAUCAAGAGCGUGAUUAAGAUUUAUCGGACAUAG
This is a messenger RNA of Penicillium daleae, 3663 nucleotides long. RefSeq names its product putative MATH and UCH domain protein. Gene Ontology annotation, molecular function: cysteine-type deubiquitinase activity; protein binding. Gene Ontology annotation, biological process: protein deubiquitination. The record is from RefSeq and is a predicted model, not a curated record. Lineage: Eukaryota; Fungi; Ascomycota; Eurotiomycetes; Eurotiales; Aspergillaceae. The transcript is spliced from 3 exons. The coding region runs from base 1 to 3663 and encodes 1220 amino acids.